Molecule: messenger RNA, 3714 nt
Organism: Corylus avellana
Lineage: Eukaryota; Viridiplantae; Streptophyta; Magnoliopsida; Fagales; Betulaceae
Source: RefSeq, a predicted model, not a curated record
AUGGAGACGGCAGCGAGAGAACACAUAGAAGCUAUACGUAAGAAAAAGUUUUCGAUUGGAGGGGAAGAGAACCCACUGACGGAGGAUCUUCAUCAGGCCGUCAAGAAUCUCUCUGCUGAACUUUAUGCCAAGGAUGUCCAUUUCCUCAUGGAACUCAUUCAGAAUGCGGAAGACAAUAACUACUUCGAAGGUGGGGAUCCAUCGCUUGAGUUCAUCAUAACUUCUCAGGACAUUACGGCCACCGGAGCUCCAGCGACAUUGCUGAUUUUCAACAAUGAAAUUGGUUUCUCUUCCAAAAAUAUAGACUCCAUUUGCAGUGUUGGUCGUUCCACCAAGAAAGGCAACAGGAAACGCGGUUAUAUUGGAGAGAAAGGUAUUGGAUUCAAGAGUGUCUUUCUGGUUACUGCUCGGCCGUAUAUAUUCAGCAAUGGAUAUCAGAUUCGGUUCAACGAAGAGCCUUGCCCAUAUUGCAAUCUUGGGUACAUUGUUCCAGAAUGGGUGGAGGAGAACCCAACUCUUUCCGACAUAUGGCAAAUAUAUGGUUCUGGAAAUACUCUUCCAACGACAACAAUAGUCUUACCUCUGAAGCCGGAUAAGAUCAAAGCCGUGAAGGAGGAGCUCUCUAGCAUUCAUCCUGAAGUUCUGUUGUUCCUCUCGAAGAUAAAGCGGUUUUCAGUCAAGGAACAUAAUAACUAUGCUCAACUCAAUACCAUCAGUGCAAUAGCUAUCACGAGUGAGACUGACUUUGUUACGAAGAAGAGCAUUGAUGCUGAGUCCUACACACUCCAUCUCUCAACCAAUGAAAAGGAGAAUGAAGGUUCCGACAAAGAAUGCAGUUACUACAUGUGGAAGCAGAAGUUUCCUGUUAGGCAAGAAAACAAAGUGGAAAGGAGAAUGGAAGUAGAAGAGUUGGUGAUCACGUUGGCUUUUCCCUUUCAAGAGCGUCUCAACAGAGGGAUGAGCUCACCUGGCGUCUAUGCAUUUCUUCCAACAGAGAUGUUCACUAACUUUCCCUUCAUAAUCCAGGCAGAUUUUCUUCUUGCAUCAUCAAGGGAAACAAUCCUCUUGGACAACAAGUGGAACAAAGGGAUUCUUGAUUGUGUGCCCUAUGCUUUUAUCAAUGCUUUGGUCUCGCUAAUCAGAACAGCAGAAAAUGCUCCAGUAUCUAGUUUGGCUCCCAUGUUUAAGUUCAUUCCUAUCAACAGUUCUUCUUAUAAAGAGUUGAAUAUCGUGAGGGAGUCAAUCAAAGCAAAGCUUGUCGAAGAAAAUAUUGUUCCAAGCGAGUCCUACACAAAGCAGAAAUUUUUUCAUAAACCUCGUGAAGUUUGUAGGCUUAUGCCUGCUUUCUGGAACAUAUUGGAUAAGGCAAAGAAUGAAGGGGUGAGCUUGCUUGAUCUUUCAUCCCAUGGAAAUUAUAUUUUGAGUUCUGCAUUUGAUAGAAAGGAGUAUGAUCACAUAUUGAGUUUCUUAGGAGUGGAACCUGUCAACAACAUCUGGUAUGUGAAGUGCAUCGGGAGUUCUAAUCUUGUUGCAGGAGUGUCAGACGAGACGUAUAUUGAUAUUUUACUAUUUGUUGCUGAUAAUUGGAACUCCAUAUUUCAUAACACCAACAUCAGGAACAUACCACUAAUAAAAUAUGUGGGUCUCUAUGGGGACGUGUCUUUGUGUAGCAUAAAUGAAUGCACACCUGGGAACUGGAUGCGGGUGGUGUUAUCACCACAGAAUCAUAUGGCAUCGUGGCUGAUUGAUUGGAACAGGGAAUUCAGAUGUGUGGGUGGUCAUUUUUUUAUGCCAAAAAGUACGCAAGAAGCUAUCUUCUCCUCUAAGAGGGUGUGGGAAUGGCUUGAAGCUCACGUGAGGAUUAAUGUUCUUAAAGUAUAUGACUAUGCAGUUCGCCUAAAUUAUUAUCUCAAAAACGAUCGGAAGCUUGCUGUUGCAUUUGUUCACUUCUUAUAUCACGCUCUCUCUCAGAAUCAUCUUUCAAAAUCGGAGGUGGCAAAUUUGUGUCUUUCUAUGCCGAUCGCAGAUAACUAUGGCAAUCUAACCACUCAAAGAAAAGGGGUCCUUGUCCCAGCUAAUGGAAGCAAAUGGGUGGGAUUGGUUGGUUCAAAUCCAUGGAGAGGUGAAGGCUAUGUCGAGUUAGGAGAAGACUACUUGCAUCCAGGUCGUUUUGCAGGUGAAUUUACUUCUGGUGAACAGCUUUUAAAUUUCCUAAUAACUUAUGUUGCAGCUUCUGAUAUCCCCUAUAUAUCUCCUCCCAAUGCUGCAAUUCCUGCUGUUUCUGCACCACUUACGAAUGAAAAUGCAUUCUUGCUGUUGGAUUGGAUUCGAAACCUCAAACAGAGACAUGCUUGGAUUCCAGAGAACUUCUUGAAAUGCAUAAAGGAAGGUAGUUGGCUUAAAAUUACUACCAAUGGCUGUUCUGGCUACCGGGCACCAUAUCAGUCAUUCAUGUUUUCCUCUUCGUUGGGAAACAUUUUGCAGAAUGGAUCAAUUCUUGUUGAUAUUCCAUUGAUUGAUCAAAGUUUUUAUGGAGAUAGAAUAAAUGAGUAUGAGGAAGAGCUGAAGACAAUUGGAGUCAUGUUUCAGUAUGGAGAAGCAUGUGAAUUUAUUGGGAAGCAUCUUAUGUCUCUUACAGCUUCCUCUACUUUAACUAGAGGCGUUGUGUUUUCUAUCCUUAAUUUCAUCAGAUUCUUGAAGGAAAAUUCGCUUCCUCUGGACAAAUUCAUCAACAGUAUCAAUGAAAAAAAAUGGCUAAGGACAUCCCGUGGGGAUGGAUGUCCAGUUGAAUCUGCUUUGUCUGAUGACGAAUGGAGAGUUGCAUCUCAAAUUAGUGACAUUCCCUUCAUUGAUAAACAUUAUUAUGGGGAGGAAAUCCUUUCUUUUAAAGAGGAGUUAAGGUCGCUUGGUGUGUUAAUUGGAUUUUGUAAAAGUUACCAUCUCGUUGUAGACAAUUUGAGGCCAUCUUCACGCUUGACUUUGCUUACAGCUGAGGCUGUUCAUUUGAUCCUUGAAUGUAUACGUCAUUCGAGAUCAGCCAACAAGCUCAUCGAGGCAUUGAAAGGUGUGAAAUGCUUCAAGACAAACAUGGGUUACAAUUCUCCAGGAGAAUGUUUCUUGUUUGACUCACAAUGGGGUUGCAUCCUACAGGUUUUCAGAGGUUUCCCAUUGAUUGAUGAAGGUUUUUAUGGAAGCAACAUCUCGUCUUACAGAAACGAGUUGAAGAAAACAGGGGUGAAGGUGGAUUUUGAGGAUGCGGUCAAGGUAUUUACUUACUGUUUCAGGCAGCACGCGUCUUCCAUAACAAAAGAAACAACAAAAGAAACUGUUAUGUCUUUCCUGUCAUGUUAUAGACAGCUAAAGGACACUCCAUUUAAGUUUCCUUCUGAUCUUUGGAAAUGUAUCCGUGAGGAGAAGUGGUUGAGGACACGGCUUGGUGUUUAUAGAUCUCCAAGUAGUUGCAUUCUGUUUGGGCCAGAUUGGCAAUCUAUUUCUCCAAUUACUGUUCUCCCUUUCAUAGAUGAUAGUGACAACUAUUAUGGCAAGGACAUUCAUGAAUACAUGGAAGAGCUGAAGGUGAUGGGGGUUGUUGUUGAUAUCAAAGAUGGUGUGAAGAUGGUAGCUGCUGGUCUUUAUUUUCCUCAAGAUCACUCCUGCAUAACUCCUGAUAAUGUUCUUAAGCUGCUGGAAUGCAUCCGCAUUUUACUACAAGAU